Penicillium pulvis is the source of this 1563-nucleotide messenger RNA. RefSeq names its product putative MFS multidrug transporter. Gene Ontology annotation, molecular function: transmembrane transporter activity. The transcript has 5 exons. The record is from RefSeq and is a predicted model, not a curated record. NCBI's taxonomy places the organism in Eukaryota, Fungi, Ascomycota, Eurotiomycetes, Eurotiales, Aspergillaceae. Gene Ontology annotation, biological process: transmembrane transport. The coding region runs from base 1 to 1563 and encodes 520 amino acids.
AUGUCAAAGCUUAUAGGUGACUCGGUCAUAAGGCCAGCCUCUUCAAUGGAGAAGGAAAAAGACGAUGGCGAUUACACACUAGUUGAUCUGUCUCCCGAUGAAACAUUGGUUGAGUUCCAAGAGGACUCACAAGCAAAUCCAACCAACUGGUCUUUUAAUAAAAAAUUGUAUACUGCAGUCGUGGCGCAGCUCAUUGUACUGAACAGCGGCAUAUCAUCUUCCCUACCUAGCAAUGCAGUCCCCGCCAUCAUGGAGGAUUUCCACGUGUCCGGAGAUGGACAAAAGGUCUUACCGACCGCCAUCUUCCUAAUAGGAUAUUGCGUCGGUCCGUUGGUAUGGAGCCCACUUUCUGAGACCAUCGGUCGUCAACCGGUUCUUUUCUGGACAUUCUCUGUUUUCGUUCUGGGCACGCUUGCUUGUGCCUUUGCACCCAACUGGCCCGCACUAUUAGUCUUCAGAAUGAUAUGUGGCACUAUGGCCGCAGCACCCCAAACAAUUGUUGGAGGAGUCUUUGCAGACCUCUUUGAUGACCUAAAAAGCCGAGGAAGGGCCAUGGCGCUUUAUAUGGCGGCUUCAAGUUUUGGGCCAAUCAUCGGUCCUAUAAUAUCUGGCUGUUCUGUUCAAUAUGGUUGGCGCUGGACAUUCCGCAUUGAUGUUAUACUCUCUGGAGUUGUCUGGGUUGGUCUAUGGGGUUUCAAAGAAACAUUCGCUCCGGCUUUAAUCAAAAAAGAAGCGGCAAGGUUGAGAAAAGAGUCCGGAUCAAACCGAUACUUUGCUCAACAGGAACUAAAGUCCGAUGAGGCGUUUACUUUAUGGCAGACUAUCACGCGUCCUCUCACGAUGCUGGUCUUUGAGCCCAUCAUUCUCUUUACAUCAAUUUACAUCUCUCUCGCCUGGAGCAUGGUGUUCUUCUACUUCCAGGCAUAUCCUAUUAUCUUUGAGGGAACUUACAACUUCACUGUUGAGUAUACAUCUCUCACAUACAUUCCAAUCGGCCUCGGCGCUGCAUCGUCCUGCGUCUUCGCCCUCUACUACGACAAAAUUUACAACAAAGCCAAGAAGGUUGGGAAACGGUGGGCAUCCGGUCCCGAAGCCCAACGGCUCCCAAUGUCCUGCAUAUCCGCCCCCUGCCUGACAAUCAGUCUCUUCUGGCUCGCCUGGUCCGCAAAAUCCAGCGUCCCCUGGAUUGUCCCGGUACUUUCAGGAAUCGUGUUCGGGCUGGGAUACCAAACGACUUUCAUUUCACUACUGACAUACGUCACCGACGCAUAUAAAAUAUACUCUGCUAGCGCAUUGGCUGCUUCCGUUAUUAUGCGGAGUGUCGCCGGUGCACUCUUCCCUCUUGCUGCUGAUCCACUUUAUGCGAAGCUUGGCGUUGCAUGGGCUACUUCAAUUCUUGGGUUUGCUAGUCUGGCUUGCAUCCCGAUUCCGUUUGCUCUGUAUUAUUAUGGGCCUUGGAUUCGGAAACGCAGCCCUUUCUGUCAGCGGCUCUUGGAGAUGGAGAUGCGAAAAUCCUCGAAGUUGUCGAGUGGAACACAGACUCCUCAAGAGCUUGAAGUCUAA